Messenger RNA from Oncorhynchus keta (chum salmon), 337 nucleotides. RefSeq names its product aminopeptidase N-like. NCBI's taxonomy places the organism in Eukaryota, Metazoa, Chordata, Actinopteri, Salmoniformes, Salmonidae. Gene Ontology annotation, molecular function: metalloaminopeptidase activity; peptide binding; zinc ion binding. The transcript has 4 exons. The record is from RefSeq and is a predicted model, not a curated record. The annotation marks the transcript as partial. Gene Ontology annotation, cellular component: cytoplasm. Gene Ontology annotation, biological process: proteolysis; peptide catabolic process.
AGAUGUUCAACACCAUCUCCUACAGCAAGGGUGCUGCAGUUCUGAGGAUGCUUUCUGAGUUCCUGACAGAGCCGGUCUUCGCCAGAGGACUUAGUUCAUACCUGAAUGAGUUUGCCUUCAACAACACAGUGUAUUCAGAUCUCUGGGAUCAUCUUCAGAAAGCAGUCCUCACCACUCCAGGGAUGAGUCUACCUCACACGGUGCAUGACAUCAUGAACCGCUGGAUCCUUCAGAUGGGCUUCCCAGUGGUUACCAUAGAUACGGCCACGGGACACAUUACCCAGAAGCACUUCCUCCUGGACCCUGACUCUGUAGUGGACAGACCCUCUCCAUACAA